AACAGCCUUUUAAAGACUUGGUAUUGCCAAUACCAAAAUGUGUAGAGCUAAUUUAUUACAACUUGUUUCACCUACUGCCCACAUUACAUGAUAUCACACAGUGGUUGAAUGCUCAAAAAUUUAUAGAUUUACCAAACUUACUUACUCUCUUUCUAUAAAUUGUUUGCAAACCAAAGUUCCAACUAAACAUCAACCAUAACGUUUGAGCAUGUCACAGGAAAAUACCUUCGGCGGUGGCAACCACCUGCCUCUCUUUAACUCUGCCCAUCAAAUGGAGCUCCAAAACUAUCAGAGAACGUCCAAAUCCACCCUUGCCGACCUGCUUAAACGCGUCGAAGAUGCUCGGAUCGACACGUCUCUUAGUCCCAUCCAUCAUCAACCCUUGGAAUUCGGCUAUGCGUGCAGCUCCAUGCCUCCAUCACCGUACCCUUUUGUGCUCUCUUUUAGUAACUUAUCUUACAGUGUCAAAGUUGGCCAGAAACUGUCGUUAAAUAAGUCCUCUGAUGACAAUGGGAUGAAACUUUUAUUGAAUGAUAUCUGCGGAGAAGCCAGAGAAGGGGAAAUUAUGGCUGUUCUUGGAGCAAGUGGAUCAGGGAAAUCCACAUUGAUUGAUGCGCUUGCCGACCGCAUUUCGAAAGACAGCUUGAAAGGGUCUGUCACUUUGAAUGGCGAGGUUUUGGAGUCGAGGCUGUUGAAAGUGAUAUCUGCCUAUGUGAUGCAAGAUGACCUCUUGUUCCCCAUGUUGACUGUCGAAGAGACUCUCAUGUUCUCUGCUGAAUUCAGGCUUCCUCGAUCCCUCUCCAAGUCGAAAAAAAAGGCUAGAGUUCAAGCCUUGAUCGAUCAAUUAGGCCUACGCAGCGCGGCCAACACUGUGAUCGGUGAUGAAGGGCAUAGAGGGGUUUCCGGAGGCGAAAGGAGGAGGGUUUCGAUUGGAACUGACAUAGUUCACGACCCGAUUCUUCUGUUUCUCGAUGAGCCAACCUCAGGACUCGAUUCCACUAGCGCUUUUAUGGUUGUUAAGGUUUUACAGAGAAUUGCCCAAAGCGGAAGCAUUGUCAUCAUGUCUGUGCAUCAGCCUAGUUACAGAAUCCUCGGCUUGCUGGACCGCUUGAUCUUCCUUUCGCACGGUCAAACAGUCUACGGCGGCCAUCCAAGUAGUCUCCCUGAAUUCUUUGAACAAUUCGGGCAUCCAAUUCCGGAGAAUGAAAACCGAACAGAGUUUGCUCUGGAUUUGAUCCGAGAGCUAGAAGAAAUUCCAGGCGGAACAAGAACGUUAGUCGAAUUCAACAAGGCAUGGCAAGCCAUGAAAAAUCCAACAAAACUCAUCUGCGAAUCGUCCAAGCUUUCCCUGAAAGACGCAAUAAGUGCAAGCAUCUCCAAGGGCAAACUGGUCUCCGGCGCCACAAAUGAUUCCAAUUUCUCAUCUUCAGUUCCAACAUUUGCCAAUCCAUUUUGGGCUGAAAUGUUAGUGAUAGCCAAAAGAUCACUCACAAACUCCAGAAGAACGCCUGAGUUGUUCGGAAUUCGAUUUGGUGCUGUUUUUGUUACCGGUGCGAUCUUGGCUACCAUGUUCUGGCAUGUCGACAACUCUCCGAGAGGUGCGCAAGAGAGACUCGGCUUUUUCGCAUUUGCCAUGUCCACAACAUACUACACAUGUGCAGAAUCAAUCCCUGCGUUUCUCCAAGAACGUUACAUAUUUAUGAGAGAAACUGCCUAUAACGCUUAUCGAAGAUCGUCUUACGUUCUGGCUCACUCUCUAAUCGACAUCCCCUCUCUCAUAAUUCUGUCAAUAGCCUUUGCCGCUACAACAUACUGGACAGUAGGGCUGGCCGGCGGGGCAUCAGGUUUCGUUUUCUACUUGCUAACAAUCCUAUCAGCAUUCUGGGCCGGAAGCUCAUUCGUGACAUUCCUGUCAGGAAUUGUAUCCCAUGUUAUGCUAGGUUUCACAGUUGUAGUAGCCAUCCUCGCUUACUUCCUUCUAUUCAGCGGCUUCUUCAUAACACGGGACAGAAUUCCAGCCUACUGGAUAUGGUUUCACUAUCUGUCGCUGGUGAAGUAUCCGUUUGAAGGAGCAUUACAGAAUGAAUUUGAGGAUCCGACGAAAUGCUUCGUCAGAGGAGUGCAGAUGUUUGAUAACACGCCGUUGAGUGCUGUUCCGGUGGCAAUUAAACUGCGACUGCUGCAGAGCAUAAGCGGAACUUUAGGAAGGAACAUUACGAGUAGCACAUGUAUAGUGACCGGGCCUGACCUAUUGAGGGAACAUGGGAUUACAGAUUUGAGCAAAUGGAGUUGCUUGUGGAUCACCAUUGCUUGGGGAUUUUUCUUCAGAGUGUUGUUUUAUUUUACUUUAUUGUUGGGUAGCAAAAACAAAAGGACUUAAAAUAAUCCCCAUGCUUAGGCUAGCUAGCUGUACCACUUUUAUUAUUGCUUCGAAUUUCAUAUAGUGUACUAUAUUUUUUCAAUUUGUUGGCAACAACAAGUGUUUUAUGGAUAUCAAAUCAAAUAAAUUCAUCAAAAAAUUCUAGUUUCAAAUA
Molecule: messenger RNA, 2534 nt
Organism: Mercurialis annua (annual mercury)
Lineage: Eukaryota; Viridiplantae; Streptophyta; Magnoliopsida; Malpighiales; Euphorbiaceae
Product: ABC transporter G family member 20
Exons: 1
Coding region: 209-2380 (723 amino acids)
Cellular component (GO): membrane
Molecular function (GO): ATP hydrolysis activity; ABC-type transporter activity; ATP binding
Source: RefSeq, a predicted model, not a curated record